Messenger RNA from Oryzias latipes (Japanese medaka), 3596 nucleotides. RefSeq names its product endothelin receptor type Aa (gene ednraa). Gene Ontology annotation, biological process: endothelin receptor signaling pathway; developmental pigmentation; enteric nervous system development. Gene Ontology annotation, molecular function: endothelin receptor activity. Lineage: Eukaryota; Metazoa; Chordata; Actinopteri; Beloniformes; Adrianichthyidae. The record is from RefSeq and is a predicted model, not a curated record. Gene Ontology annotation, cellular component: plasma membrane.
CACACACUGAUAUACACAAAGCCUCACAGACACACACAGUUGAGCACGUCCACUUAGACAUACUGCAAACUCUCCAUAGGAAACUCUGAGCCAUAAUGCGAAGGCACCUCAGAGCAGACGGGUGCAUUGCUCAAACCAAGUGGGAUACGAUGCAGCUUUGAUAGUGCGUUAAUUACUCAUGUGAUGUGAUACAGAUGUCUGGGGGCUUCAGCUGAAAGUUUGCCUGACGGUUUCCAAGGGGGCCAGGCAGUCAUUUUAGAAGCGUGACACAUUUUGACAGUCUGUCACUCAGUGCAAGCAAAGAUCUCAGUUACGCUGACAAUGGCCCCACCAGCAGGGAGUUUGUUUGUCCUCAUGGUCUGUAUGGUGACCAUGGGUUUGUGCCAAAUCAACAAAGCUAAGGACCCUCUCCCAGGUUUUCUGGUCCACACCACUCUCCAUUCUCCAGACUUCCAUACCACCGUCAGUCCAAGCGCAGGACCCAGUGUUCCCUCUCGUGGAGGACUUGAUACACAAGCUCUGAGGUCCAGCUCCUCCAAUGAAACUAACAGAAAACCCCCAAUGUGUCCCAUAAAUCCAUCUAUUAACAGCUAUUUUAAGUACAUCAACACCAUCAUUUCCAUCGUCGUUUUUGUGGUAGGCCUGGUCGGCAAUGCCACCCUCCUGAGGAUUAUAUACCAGCACAAGUGCAUGAGGAAUGGGCCCAAUGCCCUCAUCGCUAGUCUGGCCCUGGGUGACCUUAUCUACAUUUUCAUUGAUAUACCCAUCAAUGUAUACAAGCUCCUGGCCUCACGUUUCCCGUUUGAUGACAGCACUUUUGGUCUGUGUUUGUGCAAAUUGGUGCCGUUUCUGCAGAAGGCCUCAGUGGGCAUUACAGUCCUCAACCUGUGUGCCCUCAGUGUGGACAGGUACAGGGCUGUAGCAUCUUGGAGCAGAGUGCAGGGAGUCGGCAUCCCUCUGCUCACUGUCGUCGAGAUUGUGUCUAUUUGGGUUCUUUCCCUCAUCCUGGCCGUUCCUGAAGCCAUCGUUUUUGACAUGGUCACCUUCAACUACACCAACACCACCAUACGCACCUGCAUGCUCAACCCAAAGACCCAGUUCAUGCAGGGCUAUACAGAUGCAAAGGACUGGUGGCUGUUUGGUUUUUACUUUUGCGUUCCACUGAUUUGCACAGCUGUCUUUUACACUCUAAUGACCUGUGAGAUGCUCAAUCACAGGAAAGGCAGCCUCCGGAUAGCUCUAAGUGAACACCUUAAGCAGAGGAGGGAGGUGGCAAAAGCGGUCUUCUGCCUGGUGCUCAUCUUUGCCCUCUGCUGGUUUCCGCUGCACCUGAGCCGGAUUCUGAAGAAGAUGGUCUACCAGCAGAAUGACAAGACGCGGUGUGAACUACUGAAUUUCUUGUUGAUCCUGGAUUACUUCGGCAUCAAUCUGGCAACCAUCAACUCGUGCAUAAAUCCCAUUAUACUGUACUUUGUCAGCAAGAAGUUCAAAAACUGCUUCAAGUCAUGCUUGUGCUGCUGGUGUUAUUCGGAUAACCAGCAGAGCAGCAUUGGAGCCGUUAAUGGCACCAGCAUCCAGUGCAAAAGCCCAGAACCCAACAACGUCAACACGGACCGCAGCUUCAGGAAAGACAGCAACUGACAGCUUUUUCAACAUCAUUCUGGAAACAAAUGAGGACUUUUUUCUGCACGUUUGUGCUCUCAAAGAAACUACAAAUUGGCUACAUGCCCUUAUAAAUGCAAAGCAAAAAAAAUCCCCAAUCACGUUCCCACAACUACGGAGAUGGACGUUAAAGAUUAAAAAAAGACGAGACACAGCAGCAUGGGGAGGAACGGUCUUUCAGGGGAUACAGCUGAACGCUAUAAAUGACUUCCCUCCAGGAGGCAGACUGCUAUUCCUGUAAAGGGCAGCACCACCGGGAAGGAUACGAGGCUGGAUGACUCCUGUCAGAGGCUGACAAACCAAGGAAGCUGUUCCCACGACUUCACCACUCAUGAAUGAUAAAAGCCAAACUGCACAUUACGGAUUCUUACAGCUUGUCGUUUUCACUAUCAAAGAUCUGCAGUGUUCGUAAACAGUUUUUUGUUUUCAUGGAUCACAUUGUGGUGUGUGUACAAGUUCAGUUUGAACUUCUCAUAUUUGACGCUCCGUUUUUUUUCUGAUGUCUCAAGAAAACUCUGAAAAGUGUCCAUGAAUACCAAACUUUAAUUUACUGAAAAAAUGUUUAAGUCUGUAACAUUGGGAAAAGGAAACUUGUGUUUUUGGAAGAAAAAAAAAGCUUUAGUUUAACGUAAAAUCCACUGACCACUACAAGUCUUGAUGGCAUGUUUUCAUUAAAGACAAAAAAAGAAAAACUACUAAAUAUUAUUACCAAUAUUUUGUAUUUACAUUUUAGGUUUUAUGCUAGCCAUCUAAAAGCAGUCAGGAACUGUGAACCUUACUGGUAUAGUUGUGUCAUUGUAGCUUGUGAUAACAUAACGAAUAAAUAUAUCUUUAAUAUUCACUUUUAUAAAGUGUUAUAUUGCUGCAAUAGUAUGUUACUCAAACCUUGUUACUUUUGUAAAGACACAGGUAUUAAAUGCUUUGAAAGCACAUAAAAACUUCAAAUUAAAGAUGCAAAAAAUGGAAAUCUGAUUUGUUUUUUUUAUCAACAAUGCAAUCUCGUCUUUUGUUCUGCAGAUUGACAACAAUUAGUUUAGCUAAAGUUAAAGAUAAGUGGGUCAAGGUUUGACUAAACCUUUAAACAAGUUCAUUAUAGAUUUUGACCUAUUUUAACUUGUUCAUAUACAUUAAAAAUAACUUUGUUUGAAAGAAAAUUUUGGUUGACUGUGUCUAAGCUAUGAUGUUUGCUCAUACUUUUAUACUUUUUCUGUCAAAAUUGUAAAUAUGUUGUCCAACGGAAAUUUACAAACGAAAUAGCUGAUUCAAAAAAGCUUUAGAGGAAUUGUUUUAGUUAAACAUUGAUGAAAUAUCAUUAUAGCAAUCUUUUUGCUUCUUUUGUCUUUAAAGAACCACUGUGUUUUUGGUGUUUUUAACAUGUUCUUGCUGCAUUUUUCUCAUAAUGGAGGACAAAUAUAAAGAAAAUUAUGAUUAAAACUGUGUUUCUAUGUAUUUCUUUAUUCAAACUGUUGUGAAUCAGGAGUAGACGGGAAAAAAUUGCUGUUUGAAAAACCUUGUAGUUGUUACAUAAAACCCACAAGCUCCCUGCUCUGCUCCAUUCUGAUGCAUUCCAUUCCAGAGAAAUGGAUCCAUUAAUAUCUGUUUUCCUCGUCUGAGCUGGCAUUUGGCAAAAAAAAAAACUAUACAGCUGGAUAGCUCCUCUAUUGCUCACCAUUUUAGUUGCAACGAUAAUGUUAGGUUGGAGUGUUGGGGGCUGUAAGCUAGUGAGAGAGAGUGUAAAUGGAGGGAUGAUGGGAAAAGAAAGAGUGGUAAUUAGGGUGGGACUUUAAUAGACAUACAUAAAUUGAAGCCCCUUUUAGUAAUCAGUGUCACAGACGUUAACUUGUGUAUAUGUAUCCUCUUAAGCUAUAUAUGUAUGCUGUCCAGUAUGGUUUUUAUAUUUCUUAUGUGAAUAAACCUGUGGGAGUUUGAAAGUC